AGAAGAAUAGUUUUUGAACCUCCCUCCCCUUUUUCAUGUGAGCUGAUGAUGACACGCGGCGCAGCGUGAACAGUUUUAACUUCCGCACACUAAUAUGAACAGGACAAGCCCAGACUACUGCUCGGCGUUCACACAAUAGUUCUAACAAGAUUUGGCCAAAAUGUCAGACUCUGACUCUGACUGGGAAGACAUCAAAGACCGGAUGAAUGCUAAGUUAUUUUCCAAAAAUACAACAAUUGUCGCCCUCCGUCCAUCAGAGGAGGUGUUUGAACGAUGGAGUCGUAUUGCUGUUGAUAUCAGAAGAGAUGCUGGGGAGCGAAUGAGAGUUUGUGCCUUCUGGCUUCCCAUCCUGUUGCAAUGGGAAGAGUCCAGCAUUACUGCCUGCUGGGCUUCAGAAAUAGGCCUGAUCAACUCAAAGGACACUGAUCUAACUCUGAAGCAGCUGUCGAGGAUUGAAACAUUGGAAGCAAUCCUUAGAGCCUUGGAGAAAGGAACUGUGAAGAAGAACCAAACAAAGCAGGUUAUCUUGAUAAGUAACAUGUUUAACUUGCGUUCCCCAGAGGUUUUGGAUGAUGCGCUGCGUUGGUUGGAGCGAACAGGAGAACCUGGUAUCCGCCAUUGCGUCACGGAUCUCGGCCAUACACACACCUGCUUCCAAGCCCUGCACCUUAUCUUCACAGAGUUUGCCAAGUAUAUUCAUGAAAUGGGUACCAACUUGGAGAAGACGAUGAAGUCACUAAUGGCUCAACCGCAGGAGUAUCAACUAGAGAAAAGUGAAGAAAUGAAGAAGAAAGGAAAUGAGUUCUUUCAGAAAAAGCAAUAUGAAGAUGCUGUGAAGUUUUACUCCAAAGCCAUCAAAUAUUACCCUGACAACCACAUAAUUUAUGGAAACCGAGCCUUAUGCUAUAUCCGAUGUAAGAAAUAUCUAAAAGCGGUUAAUGAUGGAAAACGUGCUACGCUGAUAAAACCACGCUGGACAAAGGGUCACUACCGCUACUGUGAGGCUUUGUUCUCCUUGGGAGAGUUCAGAAAGGCAAUUGAAGCCAACAUUUCAGCCCAGAGUCUUUGUAGAGACAACCACGAGGGGAUCAAAGACCUGGAACAGCAACAGCAGAAAUUCUUCACUGAAAUGCCCGAACCCAAAGUUGUAUACCCUAAGAAAAACCACAUUAAAAGAUCGGAGAGUGCUAACAGAGCACGUGCAGUGGAGCCACAAAUUUUUGUGAAAACUACUAAAAAGAUUGAUCACUCUCAACAGAAUAAAGUCUCCGACGUUAAAUUGGAAAAGCAACAAGUGAAAAAUGAAAGGACUGCACAGUCAGAUGGCACUACUAAAAACUCUAAACCAUCAAAAAGUGAUCUUUCUUCAAAGAAUGGGAAAGGAGAGUCCAGCACCCCAUCAAAGAAGAAAUCUAAGAAAAGUAAUCGGUCUGAAGAUGAGAACCAGAAACUGGAUGACAGUAAAGCGGAUGUGUGUGAAGAGUUGAGAUCGUUGGUGCGGGACGGACACACUGCUCUGGCCGACCUCCGCAGCCACAAUGCAGAGCAGGCCUUCAGGAAGGCACUGGCUAUACUAGCAACCAGCUCACCCAAGGAACUUGGACUUUCUACGCUGGAUGUACUUUUGUUGCCGUAUGGCCGCGCUACAGCCCUAACAGAAAUCGGCCAGCCUGAGGAACUUAGAGAAGCACAAACACUUCUGGAGAAGAUCAAAUCAUUUGAGGAGAGGACGUUUCAGUGUCUGGUUUACUACGCCAUCGGGAGGGUGCAUCUCAAAGAGAACAGGUUUGCAGUUGCUCUGCGGCAGUUUUCAGAUUCACUGCAAAUGGUCAAGAAUCAAAUAAUCCCGGGUAAACUCACCUGGCCUUUAACGAAAGAGAUUGUCAAAGAAACACAGCCGGACUAUUUCAAGGACAUUUUGGAGCAGGCUAUAGAGUUUUGCAGAUUUCCUCCUAAUCCUGACGCCAUUUGUCGACUUGAGAAAUGCCUCGGCCAUUUAAAAGCUGAAAUCUACUUUACUGACCCAGAUUUUAAGGGCUUUAUUCAAAUAUGCUGCUGUCGGAGCUGCAUUGUUGAAUACCACAUCGCCUGUUGGAAGGCCCUCAAGUCAUCCUCUUUCUGUGAAAAGAAUGAAAAGGAUUUCCUGCAAGAGCCGUGUUUGACUCCAGACUGUGUCGGCCAAAUCUGUUGUAUCAAGAUCUUUGGUCCGACGGGGCUGGUGAAGUGUAAGUUUGAAGCUGCCAUUCCAAAACCACAGAAUCCAAAGAAGCCCAAAGUGAAUCAGAAAUGUACAAGUCUGAAGAAGUUAAAAUCAAAGGAAGAGCACAGACUCAAGAGAAAGCAGCAUAAGCAGUCAUUUCAAGAAAAGCAGGCGAUCAAUGAUGAGAUUCUGCAGCAGAAAGAAGACUCCGCAACCGAGAGUCAACAGAAAGCCUGGUUGCUGUACAGGGAUAGAGUUCUUCUGCAGAUCAGCCAGAACAUGGAGCUGCUCAGAGAGGAGAAGGGCCUCCACGUGUCGGCCCUGACCAGCAGUCUGAAACCCUGGCUGGAGCUGGACUCGUCGAGGGGGAACCAAGUAGCUGCGAGGAUAUUGAACUGGCAGCUGGAGCCGCUGGAGAAUCUAGGUCAGGCCGUUGAGCUGCUACUGGAGAGGAAGAACCGGGUUUGGGCUCGUGUACUUAUUCAACUACUCAGUACCUGUCAGGAUAUAAAUCCUAAACUCAACAACUGGGCGUGCCAGCUCAACAAUGCAGGUCUGAAUGCGGCCAAAUCCUUCAUUGAGCGCUACGCAGGACACUUGGAGCAGCUGGAUCUGGCUUUUCUGCUCAACUUUGGCCCAUUGCAGGACGUGAUUAUAGAGAAGCUCGGUACUAGGCCGGAGCUUUUUUCAAGCAUUGGCUUGACUGUGACUGAAUACCUAAAACAGGCCCCCCCACGUGACAUGAGACUCUUUAUCUGGACUCUGGAGGAGCAUAGGGACGGGUAUCUCUCCUGCCACCCUAUACUGGAUGAGUAUUUUGAUAUGAUGGAUGGACAUUGUUCGGUCUUAAAAAAGUCUGAUGAAAAUCAAAAUAAUUCUCCUAUCAAGAGUCGAGGUCGGAAAAAGAAACAGAAAGAGCCAAGGCGUCCCUCUGAAGUUUGUCCUCUCAAAUUCCUGAUGAAAAGAGCAACUCCGAGAGAUGAAUGGGACCAAGACUUUUUUGAAGAUGACUCUUUAUCAUUCCUUCACCCUAGUGAUCCGUUCAGUGUACCGAGUCACCUUCGAGAGCAAGUGGCCGAAUUUGAGAACCAGUACAACGGCACCAGACACAGAAGUCACUAUAAAAACAUUUUGGACAACAACCCUGACCCAACAAAAGAGAGUUUGUAUGACUACUUUGCUCAGAUCUUGGAGGAGCACGGCCCGCUGGUUGCUGAGGACCCUCUGCUGGUUGGGGAACUAGGGAAUUUCCCUUCAGUGGCUCAGCUAAAGAUGAAGGAAGCGGGCGGCUUCGAGCCCUUCCUCCUGGAGUCCCUUCGCUUUAUAAAGAUGGGGAGGUGUAUCGGCCUGGCGAAGCAUGCCGUUACGCUGCAGCAGGCUGGACACGGGGCCAGCCUGGAUGACCUGGAUGAAAUCCACUCAGACUCUCCCUCUCCUGAUUUUGAAGCGGGUCAAGAAUCUGCUCUCAUGGGCUAUCUGGACGCUUUUUCAUCUGCAGAGACUGCUGUCUAUCCCAUCCUCCCAAGUCCUUAUGUAUUUGGCUCCCAGUCUCCUCUGCUUGGUCAGUCAGCUAGCGGAGUUACUCUGACUAGGAAUGAUCCAUUUUCCCAUUGGUCUAAUGGUGACAGUCAACAGCAAACCUCUUUCUUUUUACCUAAUGGCUACGAGGAGCUAGAUCUACUUACCAGUGAGUUGAAUAACGGAUUUUUGGAAACCUCUUCAGUGACAACUGAGGAAAGCUUUUUAAAGAAACAUGCAGCAGUACAGACGUGUCAGGAGACCAUGAGGAGUGUAGCGGUGAAUACAGAGAUUCAUGAGCGUUUCGAGAGCUGCCAGGGUGACCUCAACAAAAAGCAAAAGGGCAACAAGAAUUUGGAGCAGCAGAUCAAGAAAAUGGAGAAAGGCUGUGACAAAGUCAAUCUGAGACAUGAAGAAGACAUCGCUCUCCUUGAGGCAGAAGUUCAGAAUAUCACUGCCAAUAUACAAGUGACCAAUAAGGAGCUGACACUGUUCCAGCAGAAGCUGGAAGAGGAGGUGAAGAAGGACCAGAAGGAGAAGAAAGCCAACCAGGAAGGACUGAAGUCCCUGAAGUUGGAGAUAGAAGAGCUGGUGGAGCAACACGGCAGUCUUACCCGAAGCAUCCGAGAGAAGAAAACCAGCUUUGACGCAAAGUUGAGUGAUUUCCUUGAGCUGGGCAAUCAGUCAGCAGCUGAGAAGAUGAGUCUGGAGGAUGAGAUCAAGCGCUGCAAGGUCUCGUUUACCUCGGCGACCAGGAGAUCUCACACAGCUCAGGUGUCUGUAGUGGAGAGCAGUCGGGAUCAGGGUUUGUACGGCCUCUACAGAGAGCUGGCCACUGGCAAAGCUCUGCUGACCAAACUGGACGAAGCAGCACACAGAUACCCAUCUCCAGAGCUGGAAAUAACUAGAAAUGGCUGGAGAGUUAAUGUCCAAGAAGUUGAAAAGAAAAUCGCCGCUGCUGAGGCACAGUACCAGGAGCAGCUGGAUCAAGUGAAGAAUGGUAGAAGAGUCAGCGAGUUGUCUCCAGUCAACGUCCACAACCAGUCAGAGCCUCCAGCUGCACCACCGUCUGUGGCAGCCAAAGAGUUUGCUCCUCCACCUUCAGCCUCCCGCAGAGCUUCACCGAUCAUCCACCCGUCUGCAGCUGAAGCUCCGGCCUCUCUGCCUCAGCACAAACCUCCGACCAGGCCGCUGGAGUCUCCACACAGCACUGUGUUCGACAAAGCCAUAGAGCGCCUGACCACCAUUUUUCCUGAGAAAACGAGGUCCGACUUGAUGAGGUAUGUUCAGGAGUUGCGUUCAUCCAGCGGAGGCAGUCUGAACAGCAUGGCAUUACAGGAUAUGGUGGGCGGAGUGACCCAGCUGAUCCUGGACCAUCAGGAGAAGCUUAAUGCUGCCAAAUCGAACAUGAGACGUGAGAGUUCAGCCAAUGCUGCCAAAUCAAACAUGAGACUCGAGAGUUCAGCCAAGUAUGUCACCCCGCCUUAUGUGGCGCAGGUCUGGCAGCCACUUGGACCCCCCCAGAGAGCCACACACUCCAACGCACUGAAUGUCGAGGAUCCUUGCAUCAUCUGUCACGAGGACAUGAGUCCAGAUGACAUCUGUGUGCUCGUGUGCAGACACAGCUUCCAUGACGAGUGUAUACGGUCGUGGCUGAAGGAGCAGAGCACCUGUCCCACCUGCAGAGAGCACGCAUUGCUGCAUGAUGAUUUCCCCGCGCUGUCCGCCAGAAGACGCCAAGCUCCAUGAUGUCUUAACCCUUUUCCUUCUUGUAUGCUUUUAUCUUCUUUUUUUUUAAUCACUUAUUUCAUUAUACUCAAACACUUAGAUUUUUGUAUCGUUGAAAUGUUAAGACAUUCAAUUUCUAUCCUUUGAAUAAACAAAACGUCUUGUUUUGAA
Sander lucioperca (pikeperch) is the source of this 5617-nucleotide messenger RNA. It is a transcript of the gene ttc3, whose product is annotated as tetratricopeptide repeat domain 3. NCBI's taxonomy places the organism in Eukaryota, Metazoa, Chordata, Actinopteri, Perciformes, Percidae. Bases 161 to 5467 code for a protein of 1768 amino acids. The record is from RefSeq and is a predicted model, not a curated record. The transcript is spliced from 46 exons. Gene Ontology annotation, molecular function: protein binding.